CCACUGAGGCCCGUCUCCCACUGAGCCCGUCUCCCGCCAGCAGUCAUGAAGGUUCUCCUCCUGAAGGACCCCAAGGAGGACGAGUGUGGGCAGGACCCCUACAUCAGGGAGCUGGGACUGUGCGGACUGGACGCCACGCUGAUCCCCGUUUUGUCCUUCGAGUUCCUGUCUCUCGCCAGCUUCGCGGAGAAGCUGGCCCGUCCCGACAGCUACGGGGGCCUCAUCUUCACCAGCCCCAGAGCGGUGCAGGCGGCCGAGCUGUGUCUGGAGAAAAGCAGCCAAACUGAAGUCUGGAAGGAGACUCUGAAGGAGCAGUGGAACGCCAAGCCGGUGUACGUGGUCGGGGAAGCCACAGCGUCUCUCGUGCGCAGGCUCGGGCUGGACCCCGAAGGCGAGGGCAGCGGGAACGCGGAGCGGCUGGCCGAGCACAUCUGCUCCCGGUCGCCGCCCGCCCUGCCGCUGCUGUUCCCCUGUGGCAGCCUCAAAGGAGAAGCCCUGCCCCGUGCGCUCAGGGACCAAGGCGUCCCCCUGGAGAGCCUGACCGUCUACCAGAACGCCCCCCACCCGGGGAUCCGGGACAGCCUGCACAGCUACUACGCCCAGCAGGGCGUCCCCGCCAGCAUCACGUUUUUCAGCCCGUCCGGCCUGAGCUACAGUCUCAAGCACAUCCAGGAGCUGUCGGGCGACAGCAUCGGUGAGAUCAAGUUCGCGGCCAUCGGCCCCACCACCGCCCAUGCCCUGGCCGCGCGGGGCCUGCCCGUGAGCUGCACGGCCGCGAGCCCCACGCCACGGGCCCUGGCCGCCGGCAUCCGCGCGGCGCUGCAGUUGGGCCCCCGCUGAGCCAUGUGGACUCUGCACCCAGGAGCCCCUGGCGGGCAGGACAUGGCCCUGGCCUCCACGCCCAGCGCACAUGACGUCCUCCAUGGAGGCCAGUGAGGACCCUGGACGCUGGGGGCCCCGGCAGCAGGAGGGCCCAGAGACUCGCUGACGCCCUGACUGUCCAAGCUUGGGGAGGACAGUU
Messenger RNA from Sorex fumeus (smoky shrew), 1021 nucleotides. It is a transcript of the gene UROS, whose product is annotated as uroporphyrinogen III synthase. Gene Ontology annotation, molecular function: uroporphyrinogen-III synthase activity. Lineage: Eukaryota; Metazoa; Chordata; Mammalia; Eulipotyphla; Soricidae. The record is from RefSeq and is a predicted model, not a curated record. Gene Ontology annotation, biological process: uroporphyrinogen III biosynthetic process. Bases 46 to 840 code for a protein of 264 amino acids. The transcript is spliced from 9 exons.